UUGAACGACUGCAACUAGUUUGGCCUGCUAAACGCACCCCGUGUAGCCUCUCUUCCUUAUCCCAGGCUGUUCGGAUGUAUUACCGGUCCCCCCUUAACCCUUCUGUGGACCCGUUAACGCCAUAACGUCAAACUGCGGACCUUACACGCACGGUACCUGGGUUGAAGGGUCAACAUAAAGAUAACAGGUCGCCAUGGCAACGGAACUGCUGCUUAACGAUUUGGAUACAAAAUUCUGCGCGGAUAAUUUGCUGACAAAUGAAGACUGGGAGACGGGACUGUACAGUUAUUUGGAAGAACCUGAAGAAGUUGGCGAUCUAUUAUCUCCGGAGUUCAGUCAUUAUCCGCUGCACUUGUAUGACAGCCACAUGGACGUUGAGACAAUUUCCUGGGAUGAAAUAUCCAGCAAGAACCUUUCAGAUCUCUUGGUGAAGACUGAGCCGGUGUCUCCUUUCUCAUCUUCGUCGUGUGAUUCCUCUUCUUCCUGUGACGGUCUCUACACGCAUUCUCUUAGAGAAGUCAGUGACUCUGUGAAGGUAGAGCUGUCUUCAUCAUCUCCAUGUCGGAGCCAAGACCCUCCAGUUGCCUCCUGUAACACUUUACAGAUAACGCUACUCCCAGUGCCUUCUGUAUCGGCUCAGUCCGGAUGCGUCUCAAAGUCCACCAGUAUCCUCUCUAAGAAGCCGGCCUUACAACCUAGACCUGCCCCCGGAGAUACGCCAACUCCUCCGCGCAGCACCGCCCCCCACACCAUCAUCCUGCAUCCCGUCACCAGUGCCCCCACUCCCGCACCAGCACCCACACUGACAGCUCCUCCCCCUGUGCUGGUCUCGCAGCUUUUAACAGUGCAAGCUGGAAAUGCCGGAACAUCUCCCGCUAAACCAGAAGCCAAGACCAUUGUGCCUGCACCGUGCUCCAGCAAGAGUAGCCGCCCUGAUGUUGAUCCUAAACUGUUAAAGAGACAGCAGCGGAUGAUCAAGAACAGAGAGUCUGCGUGCCAGUCACGCCGCAAAAAGAAGGAAUACGUGCAAGGGCUCGAGGCAAGGCUGCAUGAAACAGAACGGCAACUGGAUUGUGCCCGUAGAGAGAACAGAGAGCUGAGGGAGACCGUGCAGCAUCUGAUGAGAGAG
This is a messenger RNA of Bombina bombina (fire-bellied toad), 1129 nucleotides long. RefSeq names its product activating transcription factor 6 beta (gene ATF6B). Gene Ontology annotation, cellular component: nucleus. Gene Ontology annotation, biological process: regulation of transcription by RNA polymerase II; endoplasmic reticulum unfolded protein response. Gene Ontology annotation, molecular function: DNA-binding transcription factor activity, RNA polymerase II-specific; RNA polymerase II cis-regulatory region sequence-specific DNA binding. The record is from RefSeq and is a predicted model, not a curated record. NCBI's taxonomy places the organism in Eukaryota, Metazoa, Chordata, Amphibia, Anura, Bombinatoridae.